AUGCCUAGCUCCCGGCGAACCACCGGCCGCGGCGCGGCGCCCCCCGCGCCCGGAGGCGGCGGGGACGACGACCCGCGGGUGCCGCCCUUCACGGGGAACAACACCGACCACAACCCGCGGGACCUGCGCUCCUGGGCGCGCCGCACGGGAUUCCACCCCUCCGCCUUCUUCUCCGGCGAGUCCGCCGUCUCCAACUCCUCCACCGCCACCGCGCACCCCCCGCCACCCCCUCCUCCCCCGGCCGCCUCCCGCCGCCCGCCGCGCCCGCCGGAGCGGGACCCGGAGCCCGAGUUUGACCCCGAUCCGGCGCCGCCAGUCGACCUCGACCGCGCCCGCAACGCCCGCCCCCGCCGCCGCAUCGACCUCCGCGGCGAGCUCGAGAUCCCCCCUACCGCCGCCGCCCCUGCCGCUGCUCCCGUCGAGCUGUCCGCCGAGCCGGAAGCGCCCAGGGAAGGAGGGCGCGGGAGGAGGAACGGCGCCGACCGCCAGCUCGGCGAGACGGAGCCGCUCAAUGCCGGCAGGAACGCCAACGGCGGCGUCCGCGCUGACGCGGACGCCAGGAAGAAGGCGGAGGAGGCCGACGCGAAGCGCAAGGCGGAGGAGGCCGAGGCCAGGAGGAAGAAGAAGGAGGACGAGGAGAGGGACGCCGAGCUGGCUGCCUACUACCAGGAGCAGUGGGCCAACGAGGAGGAGGACGGUGUUGCCCACGGUGCCCAAGAGGGAGAGGCCGCGCCUCUCAGUCGGGCGUCGGGGCUCCGCUGCGCCGUCGCCGAGAACCCAGGCUGGGGUCUCCUCGUAUUUUAUGGCAUACAACAUUACUUGUCAAUAGCUGGUUCACUUGUAUUUAUUCCUUUGAUAAUGGUACCAACCAUGGGCGGAUCUGAUGUGGACACAGCAACAGUCAUAUCCACCAUGUUAUUAGUAUCUGGUCUUACGACAAUACUCCAUACUUUUCUUGGUUCUCGGCUUCCAUUGAUUCAAGGAAGUUCAUUUGUUUAUUUGGCUCCUGCAUUGGUGAUCGCGAACUCUGAAGAAUUCAGAAAUCUAAGUGCAGAUAAAUUCAAGCACAUAAUGAGGGAAUUACAGGGGGCUAUACUUGUUGGUUCAGUUUUCCAAAUAAUCUUGGGGUACAGUGGUCUUAUGUCACUGCUUCUGAGGUUGAUAAACCCAGUCGUCGUGGCACCAACUAUUGCUGCAGUGGGUUUGGCGUUUUUCAGUUAUGGCUUCCCUCAGGCUGGUAGUUGUGUAGAAAUCAGCAUGCCCCUCAUUGUAUUGCUUCUUCUGUGCACCCUGUACCUGAGAAAAAUAUCUCUGUUUGGAAACCGUAUCUUCCUCAUCUACGCGGUGCCACUAAGUGUUGGCAUUAUAUGGGCGUAUGCAUUCUUCCUAACUGCUGGUGGAGCAUAUAACUUCAAGGGCUGUAGUUCAAGUGUACCCAGUUCGAAUAUAUUAUUGGAUUCAUGCAGAAGACAUGCAGAUAUCAUGAGGCGUUGUCGAACUGAUGUUUCUGAUGCUUGGAAAACUGCUGCCUGGGUGAGGGUUCCCUAUCCAUUCCAGUGGGGCCCUCCUACAUUUCAUUUCAAAACAGCUAUCAUUAUGAUGAUAGUUUCAGUAGUUGCAUCAGUUGAUUCGCUUUCAUCAUAUCAUGCUGCUUCGUUGCUAGUCAAUUUAAGCCCUCCAACACGUGGAGUUGUUAGCAGAGGGAUUGGCCUCGAGGGGAUUUCUACUUUUAUUGCCGGACUGUGGGGUACAGGAACAGGAUCGACAACAUUAACAGAGAACAUCCAUACCCUUGACACGACCAAAAUGGCCAGCCGGAGAGCUUUGCAGCUUGGGGCAGCCUUGCUGGUCAUUUUUUCAUUCUUUGGAAAAAUUGGAGCCCUCCUUGCUUCUAUCCCUGUUGCUUUGGCCGCCUCUGUUCUUUGCUUCACAUGGGCGCUUAUUGUCGCUCUUGGCCUGUCCACACUGCGUUAUACUGAAGCCGUAAGCUCAAGAAACAUGAUAAUCGUUGGGUUUACCCUGUUCAUCUCCCUGUCCGUCCCCGCAUACUUUCAGCAAUAUGAACCCAGCUCUAAUCUUAUUCUACCGGGUUAUCUCCUUCCGUACGCUGCAGCAUCGAGUGGGCCAGUUCGGACGGCUAGCAAUGGGCUUAAUUAUGCAGUGAAUGCUCUUCUAUCCAUCAACGUAGUGGUUGCUCUUGUUGUCGCGUUGAUCCUUGAUAAUACGGUGCCGGGGAGCAAGCAAGAACGAGGGGUGUACAUCUGGUCAGAUCCCAAAUCCCUGGAGAUGGAUCCUGCAUCAUUGGAUCCUUACCGCUUGCCCAAGAAGAUUUCGUGCUGGUUCAGAUGGGCAAAGUGCGUCGGCAUCUAACUAGUGAGAAUAGUGCUGAUGAGAGGUGAAGAUUAUAUUUGUUCUAUUGCAAUGUUGUAGGCAUAUAUGUAUACCGAUGCUAUUCAGAUAGGGCCUUCUGCUCUUAGUUCUGAGGUUGUAAAUUUGAAUCAGAUUAGGGGCAGUUACAUAUGUAUUUACAAGUUGGCAGAAAUGGUAAGAUUACUACUCGUACAUGCA
Lolium rigidum is the source of this 2568-nucleotide messenger RNA. Its product is annotated as nucleobase-ascorbate transporter 11-like. Gene Ontology annotation, biological process: transmembrane transport. Gene Ontology annotation, cellular component: plasma membrane. Gene Ontology annotation, molecular function: transmembrane transporter activity. The transcript has 10 exons. The record is from RefSeq and is a predicted model, not a curated record. Bases 1 to 2370 code for a protein of 789 amino acids. NCBI's taxonomy places the organism in Eukaryota, Viridiplantae, Streptophyta, Magnoliopsida, Poales, Poaceae.